GCUAUAAUAUAUCACUAACUAUAAUUAUAUAACUAAAUAUAAUUAUAACCAUGUCACGAUUAUAGCUGAUGCCAAUGUUGUGCGUCAAGGCAAACAGAGAUCACGUACAAAGCUUGUAUGAAGCAGGACUUUAUAGAAGCGCCGAACUUUUGGGUAGCGUGUUGCCACAAAAGCAGGUCACCUCUGUUACAAGUCUCUUCUAUUUAGCGGCUGCUUUCCAGCAAAUGAAACUGUACACACAGGCUGUGGAGAAGCUGCAGCAAGCAUUGUUACUAUUCGAUAAAGAGAAACAGAAUCAGCAGCUCACUAUUACAGAGUGUGAUAUUAGAUGGCUGAUGUAUCAGUGCUACCAUUCACUGUGUGACUACGAGAACGCACUGUACGCUCUAGAGUGUAUCGGACCGAAAUCGAGGACUGUUCGUUAUUACAUGGCUCUUGGAAAUCUUUACAAACAGACCGGCGUGGAAAGAUCAGCAGUUGCCUGCUACAAAGAAGUGCUAAAAACUCAUCCGCUUGCUUUGGAAGCUAUCGAAUCAUUGAUGGAGCUUGGGCAAAUAACUAAAGAAAUAAUCAGUUUAACCUCCGAGACGAUGGCAGGCAGGUUUGACUGGCUAGUUGACUGGAUUGAGGGCUGCUCGUACAGUGUUCGCAACGAGCACCCUCGUGCUAUUGCCAGAUAUCAGCGCUUGCUUAGUGUCAAUGGACCAAGUGCACACGUGCUCGUCAGAAUAGCCAUAUCUUACAAUUCUAUUGGAGCAUAUAAAAAAGCAGUGUCAACAUUCGAAGAAGCAUACAGCCUAGAACCAAACCUUACAACUUACGCGGGCACGUAUGCGAGUCUUCUAGCGCAACUUGACAGCGAACAAGAAUUGGAGAAAUUUUGCGAGCAUUUGUCAGAAGAUAAUCAAGUUGAGAGUUACAUUGCUCAUUGUUACUUGGCGCUGAUGAAGGAGGACUUUACUCGUGCAACGACGUUAUCAGAACGUGCUUGUCACAUUGCGCCGCGCUACAUACCAUCACUAAUAGCGCGAGGCUGCAGUGAGAUGCUCAGCAACAAGACCACAUCAGCGAUGAUUACUUUCAGGAGCAUUCUCAGCAUGAAGUCCAACUGUUUCGAGGCUCACAAAGGUAUGGUGAUGGCGCUACUAAGAUUUGAGCGACACAAGGAAGCAGUGAUAGCAGCUAAGGAGAGUGUUAAACAGUGUCCUGGACAAGCUAGAACUUUCCUGCUUAUAGCUCACGCUACCAGCAGAUACCCAGAGGAGUCGAGCAAGUUGCGGGAACGUGCUAAGGUUUUUCUAUCGGGAAAGCUCUCACACGGGCCCCUUCCUCGGGGGGAAAAGUUUUUGUGAAACCCUUUCCGCCACCUUUUUACAUACGGAAAAAAGGGAAGGAAGGGUAAAAUAAAAAUUUUUUGUGAAAAUAUGAAAAUAAAUUUGGGGAGUUUUAUAAAAAAGGUUAGUUUUGAGAAAAAUGUUUUAAUAUAGAGUGAGCUAAACCCGGGGAAACUCCCUUUCGAGCUUAAAGGGUUUUUACAGAUACUCGAACAUGGUGAAAAUCUAGAGAACGCUGAGAACGAAUUCGCUCCAGCUACGCCUCAUACAAGUUGGAUAAAUAUAUGAAAAUCAAACCCCCGGGCCCACAGUUCGUCCCGAUCAACCCAAAUACAACACGUGAUACAACACUGGGUACAACACGUUUAAACAACAAAGGAUAAAAACACGUUUUUUAAAAAACCCAAAGGCCCCUCCUUGUAAUGUUUAAAAAAGAAGAAAAACGGGAAAAUUUGUUUCAAUCAUUUAAAAAGGGGCUAUAAAGUUUUUCUUUUGGUUUAAUUUGGGGGUUAAAAGGGAAAUUUUUGAGUUUUUAAAAAGACAAAGGCCCAUUUUUCCUUUUUGGGGUUUUAAAAAUUGUUUUUUUACAGCAAUUAUGAAAAGAUAAGGGGGCCCAAAGCUUGGGUUUUGGGGUUAGGGGUUUGUGAUAAACGAACAGCCGACUUUUAACUUUUUAUGGGCCCCCAAUUUUUUUAUUUGAUUAUCAUUUUACGUACUUUUAGUUCAACCGCACUAUAGGGUUUACAACUUUAAAUUUUGGGGCCCGAUAUCACCCCUGUCGAACUUUGGGAAAGGUCGAACUAAGUCCAGGGCGCUAAAUCUAUUUUUGACAAAUAAUUUUUUGGGUUGUGAAACCCAAAGGCUAUUUUCGGGGCCCCCCUCAAAGGAUCAACUUGUUCAAAGGGGGGUUCAAAGGGAGAUAAAACAAUUUUUUUGACAUCUACAAAACCCCCGGGUUUGAAAUUUCAUAACCUUUCAGUAAAAAAAAUUUUAAAAUUUUCCCUUUUUGCCCCUCGGUUCUGGUCUACAAACAGGGGAAAAAUGAAAAAUAUAUUGUAUCCCAACCCGUUUUUUUUCCGGGUUUAGCAGCCCCAAAACCUUUAGACCGGUUAAAUCGGUUUAAAUAGUCGUUUGGGAUGAAAUAAAGGGGUUUGGGAGUGGUAAAUAUUUUUUAUAAAAAGCGUACCUUUAAAAACUAGAUCUAUAAAAAAAAGGACGGUUUUUUUCUCCGCUAAUCUACAAUUCUGCUUUAAUCGAUUUUUAACCAAGGGGUUUUUUUGAACUUGAGAACGUUUUAACCCUUUUUUUUUAAAUUUUUUUUGCUGGUACAUCUUUUAUGUACAAUUUUCUUUUAAUGUUAAAAGGAAAAAAAAUUUUUGAAAUUUUUUUUGAAAUCCCCGGUUUUUUCCUAAAAUCAGGUUUUACAUUUUUUCACUCUGGGUUUUAAAAUUUUUAAAAAGGGGAAAAAAAAUUUUUUGUUUUUUUGGGGGUUUUUAAAAUUUUCUUUUCAAAAAUUUUUACCCCAGUGAAAUGUAAAAAUCCAAAAAAACUUCUUUUUCUUGAUUUUUAUCUUAAAGAAUGUCGGGCUAUAGAAAAAGGGGAAAAGGCAAUGUUAAUGUUAUUUUUUCUAGGGGUUUAAAAACCCCGACGGGGUUUCAUUUUUUUAAAACGCGUAUUUUAUAUUAUUUUCUGUACAAAUUUCAAAGUACCAGCAAAGGGAAUGAUAUUUGAUGUUUAAAUUUAAAAGAAACAGUUGUGGUUUUUUUUCUUGAUUAAAGAAUCGGGUUUGAAAAAAAAGCAUUGUUUUUGUCAUUAUUAUAACAAAGCUUACAA
This is a messenger RNA of Bolinopsis microptera, 3167 nucleotides long. Its product is annotated as anaphase-promoting complex subunit 7-like. The transcript is spliced from 14 exons. Bases 69 to 1352 code for a protein of 427 amino acids. Gene Ontology annotation, molecular function: protein binding. Gene Ontology annotation, biological process: positive regulation of mitotic metaphase/anaphase transition; protein ubiquitination; cell division. NCBI's taxonomy places the organism in Eukaryota, Metazoa, Ctenophora, Tentaculata, Lobata, Bolinopsidae. The record is from RefSeq and is a predicted model, not a curated record. Gene Ontology annotation, cellular component: anaphase-promoting complex.